Hypomesus transpacificus is the source of this 3312-nucleotide messenger RNA. RefSeq names its product N-deacetylase/N-sulfotransferase (heparan glucosaminyl) 2a (gene ndst2a). Gene Ontology annotation, molecular function: deacetylase activity; heparan sulfate N-sulfotransferase activity. The transcript has 13 exons. The record is from RefSeq and is a predicted model, not a curated record. The coding region runs from base 538 to 3225 and encodes 895 amino acids. Gene Ontology annotation, cellular component: Golgi apparatus. NCBI's taxonomy places the organism in Eukaryota, Metazoa, Chordata, Actinopteri, Osmeriformes, Osmeridae.
GAGAGAGAGGAAGGGGAAGGAUUGAAGGAGUAGAAGAGGCGGAGGAGGAGGAGUGUGAGGAGCGCACAGAGGGAGAAACCCAAUCCUCUUAGGUAGCCGUGCCGAGUGAAAAAACCGAGCGAGACAGAGUGGGAGGGAGAGAGAGAGAGGGAGCGUGCGAGCGAGCGAGGGGGAGGAGAGGGAGCCCGGAGGGCCAAUCCAGACUGCGUGAGUCAGAGCAGGCUGCCCGCUGGCGAGCGAGCUGGUUCCUCCGUUUCCCUCCAUCGCGGCGGCGCUUCGUCCAGAGAGGUGGAGAGAGAGAGAGAGCGCAGGGCGGGGUCCACAGGUGCCGAGUCAUGGGCUAUGGGGGCCAUGGUGACCUAGCGUAAAUGGCUAUUCCUCAGCACAGCUUAGUGCCACUGUCUGCUGCUCAGUCCUCCUCCCCUUCUUCCUCCUCCUCCUCCCGAGGCCCUGCCCCCUCCCUCUGCCGCCGUGCCCCGCCGCUGGUGCCCCGCCUCCUUUGCCCUGCCGUCGCCGACCCCGCGCCCGCCGUCGGCCAUGUUGGGAGUGGGCGUGUGGAAGCUGGUGCGCGGCGUCCGCCAGCUGGAGCUGCACCGCCUCAUCCUGGCGCUCAUCCUCUUCUGCCUGCUCUCCAUGGCCUGCUUGGCCUACUACGUCAGCAACAGCCCCAAGAUCAAGGAGGCGCCCCCGCUGCCCUUCAGUGACUGCGGCGGGGGGCCUGCGCUCGCCGCGGGGGCCGGUGGCGGGGCGGGGGGCCAGCGGACGCCCCUCUUCGUGCGCCCGGGCCGCCCGCGGCCCGCCAAGGCGGUGGACAACUCGCGGACGGAGCCGGUGGUGCUGGUGUUUGUGGAAAGCAUCUACUCGCAGCUGGGCCAGGAGAUCGUGGCCAUCCUGGAGUCGAGCCGCUUCCGCUACCGCACGGAGAUCGCCCCGGGCAAGGGCGACAUGCCCACGCUGACGGAGCGCAACCGCGGCCGCUACGCGCUCAUCGUCUACGAGAACGUGCUCAAGUACGUCAACCUGGACGCCUGGAACCGCGACCUGCUCGACAAGUACUGCGUGGAGUACGGCGUGGGCGUGGUGGGCUUCUUCAAGGCCAACGAGAACUCGCUGCUCAGCGCCCAGCUCAAGGGCUUCCCCCUCUUCCUGCACUCCCACCUGGGCCUGAGGGACUACCGCAUCAACCCCAGCGCCCCGCUGCUCUACAUCACCCGGCCCAACGAGGUGGAGGCCGGCCCACUGCCGGGCGACGACUGGACCGUCUUCCAGUCCAACCACUCCACCUACGAGCCCGUCCUGCUGGCCAGCACCAGGUCGUCGGAGGCGCUGGCCCACCUGGGCCCCCUCCGUGCGGUCCACGCCACCGUGGUGCAGGACCUGGGCCUGCACGACGGCAUCCAGCGGGUGCUGUUCGGCAACAACCUCAACUUCUGGCUGCACAAGCUGGUGUUUGUGGACGCCAUCGCCUACCUGACGGGGAAGAGGCUGUGCUUGUCGCUGGAGCGCCACCUGCUGGUGGACGUGGACGACAUCUUCGUGGGGAAGGAGGGCACCCGCAUGAAGGUGUCGGACGUGGAGGCAUUACUCAACACUCAGAACAAACUGCGGACUCUGGUACCCAAUUUUACCUUCAACCUGGGCUUUUCUGGAAAGUUCUAUCACACAGGCACAGACGAGGAGGACCGGGGAGACGACAUGCUCCUUCGACACAGGAAGGAGUUCUGGUGGUUCCCUCACAUGUGGAGCCACAUGCAGCCCCACCUGUUCCACAAUGUCAGCGUGCUGGCAGAGCAGAUGAGACUCAACAUGCUCUUCGCCCAGGAGCACGGCAUCCCCACAGACAUGGGCUAUGCGGUGGCCCCCCAUCACUCGGGGGUGUACCCCGUGCACAGCCAGCUGUACGAGGCCUGGAAGUCAGUGUGGGGCAUCAAGGUGACCAGCACGGAGGAGUACCCCCACCUCCGGCCCGCCCGCUACCGCAGGGGCUUCAUCCACAGUGGCAUCCAGGUGCUGCCCAGGCAGACAUGUGGCCUCUUCACCCACACCAUCUUCUAUAACGAGUACCCCGGGGGCUCCAAGGAGCUGGACAAGAGCAUCCGCGGAGGAGAGCUGUUCCUCACCGUGCUCCUCAACCCUAUCAGCAUCUUCAUGACCCACCUGUCUAACUAUGGCAACGACCGCCUGGGCCUGUACACCUUUGAGUCACUGGUGAAGUUUGUCCAGUGCUGGACCAACCUGCGCCUGCAGACCCUGCCCCCUGUCCAGCUGGCCCAGAAGUACUUUCAGAUCUUUCCAGAGGAGAGGGACCCGCUCUGGCAGAACCCUUGCCACGACAAGAGACACAAGGAUAUCUGGUCCAAGGAGAAGACGUGUGACAGGCUACCCAGGUUCCUGGUCAUAGGCCCACAGAAAACAGGCACCACGGCCCUCCACUCGUUCCUGAGCCUCCACCCAGCCAUCACCAGCAGCUUCCCCAGCCCCUCCACCUUCGAGGAGAUCCAGUUCUUCAGCGGGCCAAACUACGACAACGGCAUCGACUGGUACAUGGACUUCUUCCCCUUCCCCUCCAACGUCAGCACCGACUUCAUGUUCGAGAAGAGUGCCAACUACUUUGACACGGAGGUGGCGCCCAAGCGGGUGGCCGCCCUGCUGCCCCGGGCCAAGAUCCUGGCGGUGCUCAUCAACCCGGCGGACCGCGCCUACUCCUGGUACCAGCACCAACGAGCUCACCAGGACCCCGCAGCCAUCAACCACACCUUCAGCCAGGUGGUGACGGCCGGGCCCACGUCCCCACGAGACCUGCUCAUGCUGCAGAGACGCUGCCUUAAACCCGGGGCCUAUGCCACGCACCUGGAGCGCUGGCUACGCCACUACCAGCCCAACCAGAUGCACAUCGUGGAUGGCACCCUGCUUCGCUCCAACCCUGCCCUGGUGAUGGAGGGCAUCCAGAGGUUCCUGGCCGUAACCCCCAUCUUCAACUACACCCAGGCUCUGACGUAUGAUGAAAGUAAAGGGUUCUGGUGCCAGAGAGUAGAAGCAGGCCGACCCAAGUGUCUAGGCAAGAGUAAAGGCAGGAAAUACCCAGAGAUGAGCCCCGAGACGCGUGCCUUUCUGACGGAGCAUUACCGCGAGCACAACAUGGAGCUGCUGCGUCUCCUGAACCGCCUGGGCCAGCCGCUGCCCUCCUGGCUCCGAGAGGAGCUCCAGAGCAGCAGCUGGAGCUGAGACUGGGCCCUCCACACACACACACACUCACACACACACACUGUUGGGACUGGACUGGACCACACUGGGGAGGGGGGGGGGAGUUGA